Tinamus guttatus (white-throated tinamou) is the source of this 348-nucleotide messenger RNA. The record is from RefSeq and is a predicted model, not a curated record. Lineage: Eukaryota; Metazoa; Chordata; Aves; Tinamiformes; Tinamidae.
AGCAUUGCUGAAGUAUUCCGAUGUUUCAUUUGUAUGGAGAAAUUGCGUGAUGCACGUCUGUGUCCCCAUUGCUCCAAGCUGUGCUGUUUCAGUUGUAUUCGGCGUUGGCUGACUGAACAAAGAGCUCAGUGCCCUCACUGUAGAGCCCCGCUGCAGCUGCGAGAGCUGGUGAACUGCCGUUGGGCAGAAGAGGUCACGCAACAACUUGAUACGCUGCAACUGUGCAAUCUCACCAAGCACGAAGAAAACGAAAAAGACAAGUGUGAAAACCAUCAUGAAAAACUUAGUGUGUUCUGCUGGACCUGUAAGAAGUGUAUCUGCCACCAGUGUGCGCUCUGGGGAGGAAUG